CUUCACUGUCCAUUCCAUUGUCUCUCCUCUUCUUCUUCUUCUUCUUCUUCUUCUUCUUCUUCUUCUUCGUCCUCCUCCUCCUCCUCUCAUCUCACCUUAGCCAACUUCUAUUUGUCAUAUAUACAUACACGUAUACAUACACACAUACAUAUCAUCAUUAGCUUCUGGUUCCACAGAGAGGACGAGAUAUGCUGAGGGAUCAGACAGCAUUGUGCAGGCGUUUGGUCCUCUUUGCAUUCUGCUUCGUAUCGGGCCUGAUCACGGUAGCUGCCGACAGUCCAUACAGGUUCUUUGACUGGACCGUCACAUACGGGGACAUCUACCCCCUGGGCGUUCGCCAACAGGGAAUUCUCAUCAAUGGGCAGUUUCCGGGGCCAGACAUAUACUCCGUCACCAACGACAACCUUGUCAUCAAUGUCCACAACAACCUGGCUGAGCCUUUCCUUCUCUCCUGGAAUGGGGUCCAGAUGAGGAAGAACUCGUUCCAGGACGGAGUGUAUGGGACCAACUGCCCGAUCCCUCCUGGCAAGAACUUCACGUACAUUUUCCAAGUGAAGGAUCAGAUUGGCAGCUUCUUCUACUUCCCGUCCCUUGCCUUCCACAAGGCCGCUGGUGGCUUUGGCGGCAUCAGGAUUCUCAGCAGGCCGUUGAUCCCCGUGCCGUUCCCUGAGCCUUCCGGAGAUUUCACCGUCCUCAUUGGGGACUGGUACAAGACCAAACACUCGGUCUUGAAGGCUGUUCUGGAUAGCGGGCGUCGGCUUAUGUUCCCGGACGGUAUUCUUAUCAAUGGACGUGGUCCAAAUGGUGCAUCAUUCACAGUUGAGAAAGGUAAAACAUACAGAUUCAGGAUAUCGAACGUCGGGCUUGAGCAUUCGCUGAACUUCCGAAUCCAAGGCCACCAAUUGAAGCUGGUGGAGGUCGAAGGGACACACACCGUCCAAACUACUUACUCAUCUAUUGAUGUCCAUGUUGGCCAGUCCUACUCUGUGCUUGUCACGAUGGAUCAGCCUGCUCGAGACUACUAUUUCGCAGUCUCUACUCGUUUCACAAGCAAGGUCCUUACUUCCACUGCCGUCCUUCACUAUAGCAACUCUGCCCGCCCAGUCUCAGGCCCGAUCCCCAGUGGCCCGACCACUGACAUCAACUGGUCCAUCAACCAGGCUCGAACCAUCAGGACUAAUCUCACUGCAAGUGGGCCGAGGCCAAACCCGCAGGGAUCCUACCACUAUGGUCAGAUUAACGUGACCCGCACGAUCAAGCUUGUUAGCUCAGCCGCUAUAAUCAAACGCAAGCAGAGGUACGGAGUCAAUGGAGUGUCUUUUAUCCCAGCCGUGGAUGGCACGCCCCUCAAGGUCGCAGACUACUUUGGCAUCCCCGGCAUCUUCCGAGUUGGUUCCAUCCCCGACAGCCCGACUGGCAGGGGCCUGGUCCUUGACACUGCGGUUAUGGGUUCGGACUACAGGGGUUUCAUUGAGAUCGUGUUCGAGAACCGUGAGAACAUCGUCCAGAGCUGGCACUUGGACGGCUACAACUUCUGGGUAGUCGGAAUGGAUGGCGGAAAGUGGAGCCCUGCUAGUCGUAAGGAAUACAAUCUUGUCGAUGCAGUCUCCCGUUGCACAAUACAGGUUUAUCCCAACUCCUGGACCGCCAUUUACAUCUCCUUGGACAACGUCGGGAUGUGGAACCUGAGGACCGAGUUCUGGGCCCGGCAAUAUCUUGGGCAGCAGUUCUACUUACGAGUCUUCACGCCCAUAAAGUCCCCUCGUGACGAGUACCCGAUGCCUGCAAACGCCCUCCUCUGUGGCAGGGCUGCCCACUGAUCGAACUAGGCCCGUGUAGAUGAUAUAUUUAUGCCGCAGAGGAUGUAAAUUUCUGAUCAACCCAAUACCUUGAACCAGUGAAUAAUUAGUACGGCAGAGUGACUUGAUAUAAUACCAAAACAUUCAUUCUUUCUAUUAAUGUGAUACAUUAAUAAGAGCAUCGUUUUUCGCUGUU
Molecule: messenger RNA, 1995 nt
Organism: Punica granatum (pomegranate)
Lineage: Eukaryota; Viridiplantae; Streptophyta; Magnoliopsida; Myrtales; Lythraceae
Source: RefSeq, a predicted model, not a curated record